Molecule: messenger RNA, 2569 nt
Organism: Magallana angulata
Lineage: Eukaryota; Metazoa; Mollusca; Bivalvia; Ostreida; Ostreidae
Product: alpha-1,6-mannosyl-glycoprotein 4-beta-N-acetylglucosaminyltransferase-like
Exons: 8
Coding region: 628-2127 (499 amino acids)
Biological process (GO): protein N-linked glycosylation
Molecular function (GO): acetylglucosaminyltransferase activity
Source: RefSeq, a predicted model, not a curated record
AUACAAUGUAGAUUGAUAACGGUUUGUUGUAGGACUGUGAAGUCAUAUUUGAAUUAGUUAAUGAAUCAAUCUAUUACUGUGUUUCGAUGAACGUGUUAAACAAUUCUGAAGCAAAGGGCUGCCUUUCGUAGCACAGGUACAUACACACCAGUAAUAUAACGAACCAUCCAGUCGUAUCCAUCAACUGUGUACGUCAGACUGUUCCAGUGCCAUUCCUGUCUUUGGACUAGGUACCCAGCAUUCGAUUGAUUUUUCAAUCAAUAAACAAGGAACUGCUAGAGGGUAUACGUAUAGCCCGUACAAUAAACUUGUCUGCGACCCGGAGUCUGAGGUUGGCCAUGCAUCCGAAACGGACGAUAGAGUUAUAGAGACGGAUAUAAUAACAUCCCGCAAGUGGAGACAAUGAGCAGGAAUACAUUUGUGAAUACAUUAUGAUUGAUUACAAAUCGAAAGUCAUCGUAAACAGAUAUCAAGGGAUUUACCCGACUUCUACUUGUUCCUAACUCCAACCCCCUCCCCCCUCCUCGGACACCCUAGAGUCAGGUCAGGCAGAAGGAACUUCGGUGAACUGUGAACCGCUCCAUUUUUAACUAUCUGUUGUAAAGCUACCCCAGGUGUUCCAUAGAGAUGCGGAUCUCGCCUAGGAGUGUUUUCAAUUUGCUUUGUAUGACAUUUGCCGUCUAUACUCUUGUUUUCAUCCUUCAAGUGUUUACUCCUACCAUCAGCUACCACAAGCCGACGUAUAAAGAAGAUCUGGAAAAUUUUACAUACAGAGAUGCCAGCAGUCGAGCAUUUACUACUGUUAGCAAUAGUAACACUCAUCUACAUGUAGGUGCUGAAGAAAACAAUAUUUCAAAGAUCUCAGAUGCACAUUUACAUAAAUUAGACUGGAAGCUGCUAGAAGACAUGUUUUUUAAAAUCAAUCACAAAGAAGCAUUACUUUUUGGAAAAUUUAGGGAAAAACCAGGUUUUCUGACAAUAGGCAUUCCUUCGGUGAAAAGAAAGGAUGUUUCCUAUAUAGAGACCACAUUGGACUCAUUGGUGAUGCACACGCCUCCUCAAGAGCAGGAACAGGUUGUGAUUGUCGUUUUCUUCACGGACAGCAAUCACACAUGGGUAGUGAAACGAGCCACGGAAAUCUAUCACAAAUAUAAAACAUAUGUGGAUUCAGGAUUUAUGCAAAUUGUUCAUCCACCUCACAUUGCGUAUCCAAAUUUCAAGUAUUUGGAGAGAAAGUUCAACGACAGCUCGGCACGAGUAGCUUGGAGAAGUAAACAGAACCUGGAUUACUCAUAUCUUAUGACGUACACUAGAAAUAUAUCUAAAUACUAUAUUCAGCUUGAAGAUGACGUCAUCACAACAUCGGGUUAUCUCGGCAAAAUUAAGAAUUUUAUCGCUUAUAAUUUAAAAAAGACGUGGCUUUUUCUUCGUUUCUCUGGAUUGGGAUUUAUAGGUGUUUUGUUUAAAAGUUCAGAUUUACCAAAGGUAGCAGAAUUUUUACUGGUUCUCUUUGACGAAAGCCCAGGCGAUUUGUUAAUAAAUGAUCUGAAAAAAAUCAAAGGACAGGCAAAAGAUUAUCGCUCGAGACCUUCCUUGUUUCAACAUCUUGGCCUUGUAUCGUCUUUGGAAAAUAAAAUUCAGAAAAUACAGGAUCGGGAUUUCCCAGGUUAUAGGAAGCGGAAAGAAAUAGGAUGGACGCCUGACUCUCCAAACCCAAAUGCUGAAAUUCAUACCAAUAUGGACCAUUACAAGAAUUUUCAACCUGAAGCAGCUUAUUUCUCCAGUGCUCGUAAUUAUUUCUGGACUGUAGACCCUAAAAAUGGUUCAUUUUUCAGAAUCAUAUUUCAAAAGUCUAUCAACAUUUCAUCCAUAUCAAUAUAUAGCGGAAACAGUAAGCACCCAGACGACAAAUUGACGUCAUCGACGUCGGUGAGUGUGUCGAAUGUAGGUAAAGAGGGUGGCGAAAAGUGUGCAGAGAGGAAAAACAUUGGAAAGUUCGAGAAUGGCGAAUUCCAUUACAAUGCGACGAACUAUCUUCACAGUAUAAAGUGCGUCUCCAUUGACAUCAAUGAAGAUCAGACAACAUGGAUUAUUCUAAGGGACAUCUUUAUUAAGACAAAAACGUAACCGUUCAGUGUCCGUUAAAACUACCACAUUGUUCAACUUCUGAGUUAACUACCCAAGUCAUGGUCUUUCAAAACGAACUGUGUUGUUUGUAGUAAUAUUUGACAAAUGUAUUUCUGCCAUACAGAAGGGCAUUAAAAAAUUAAGGAAUGUGUAUUAUCAAUAAAAUGUCAAUGAGGAAUGAGUAAAAGCCUUGAAGUCCCAAAUUACUUUGUUGUGUAAUAUACAUGUAAAACGACGUAUCAAUAACCUAAUCAUUUAUAUUUCAUUUCACUUCUGUAUGGCAAACUCGCUAAAAACUCAACUUUAUGAGAUUUAUAUGGGUCGUAAAAAGUAUAGUCCACUAUGCAUCUAUAUUAAUUAUACAUUGAAACGAUGUAUAAAAAAAACAAUGUCUGAUUUUUAUUCCAUGCAAAAGUUUACUUAUCAGAAAAGUUGAAUUAUA